This is a messenger RNA of Galleria mellonella (greater wax moth), 3012 nucleotides long. RefSeq lists its product as uncharacterized. The transcript has 3 exons. Bases 106 to 1011 code for a protein of 301 amino acids. The record is from RefSeq and is a predicted model, not a curated record. NCBI's taxonomy places the organism in Eukaryota, Metazoa, Arthropoda, Insecta, Lepidoptera, Pyralidae.
GUGUGGGCGGCGCGCGUGGGCGAGUCGCUUAUAUAGCCGCCCGAGCCUCCUUCCUACGUAGUCGUGUUCCAAACGCGCCCGAGCCGUCAGCAGAUAGUGUAAAAAAUGUGCAACAUGCAACUUUCGAGUUUAAGAAUGUUGAUCGUCUUACUCGGCUAUUUAAUAGCACAAGCUAAUUCAUACCCAAUGCAAGGAUGGCCUAUGUAUCCACAAACUGCUAGAGAAUAUCCUGAUGAUGAGUAUUAUUAUGCUCCAAAAGUUCAAUAUUACUAUGAUGCGCCAGCAAUAAGCGUCCCUGAAGUUUAUGGGCAAGUCCCUUAUCCAUAUUACUAUGAUCCAUAUGACCAUUUUACGUCAAAUGAUGCUCCAAAGAGACACGAAGAGAGACUAGCUGCACUGCCUAUUGGACAAGAGACAUGGUUUGAAAGUGAUACUGCACCCCGCUGGCGAUCUAACGACGUGGAUGACGUCAGUGCAGCCUUUUUAGACAAUUUAAUUCUAACUCAAAUGGCUCAAGACGCACAGAGACGCCGUGAGAAUGCUCGCGCAGCCUUUCCGCCUGUUGAUUAUGAAGAGAGAGAUACUGAAGAUGAAGAUGUACGUGAACUAAAAGCUUUGGCGGGAAAACCUCUCUACCAUGUACCUAAAACGGUUCCCAGAACUGAAGAUGAAGACUACUCUUCUGACGAUGGUUUCAUAAAUUGGAAUGGUAACAAAAGAAGCAUGACAACUGAAUCACCUAUUUCUAGUACGGAAAAGCAGAAAAUGGGACAAAAAGAAGAAGUAAUGCUCCGACCAGCGCAAACCCAAAUACAUCAAAAUUAUCAUACUGCACAAAACAAAAGAAAUUCAUCUUUUUAUGACACAAUCGCCCAACUAUUAGCGAAUAAAUCGAAGAACGCAAUUGCACAGGAAUCUACAAAACCACGGAGGAUCGAUAAACGCUUUGUGGCAGGAGAUAGCGACCUCGUCGUAGAACUACGUGGAUUGAAACAUCGCAUUGCAACUUAAACAGAUGCAUCUGAUUACCGCCAACAAAUAUGAGACUGAGUAUUAAGUAGAUUAAAUAGAUAUCGACCACGGCGAUGUCAUGGAAAACAGCCGCGAGACUUUCAAAAUAACUAAAAAAAAUUUGCAUAUACAAUCAUAUCCAUUAUACAAACCGAUACAUCACCACUUAACCAUCUUUGUAUUAAUAAUAAGAAAAGUAUUCACAAGAUUAUAACUUUACUACGUCCUUUUUUCGAUAUUUUAAAAUAUUUAAGACGCAAUAUCUACAGAUUAGAGUAGAUGUUAACCGAGUACCGAGGGCGCGUUACGAGUGUAAAUUAUCGUACAAAAUAUGACUAUAAUACCCAUUAUAGAAUGAAUUGACUGUAUAUGCAUGGUACAUAAUUAAUAAGAAAAAGUUGCUCCCUUCAAUUGGCAGCUAAUAUAUCGCACAACAUAGUGUGCAUCUGUAAAUAUUGUAGGUACUGAUUGUCUAAGACUUAACUAUUAUUUAGAUAGAAAUUAAUUCAUCGAAAUUUGUGAAAAUAACAGCAAGAAAAUGAGUAUUUUCUGAAAAAUACUUGAAUUGUAAUUCUAUAAGUUAUAAACAAUUGAUUGAGCUUGAUGAAGUGACACUAUUGUGAAUGAGAAAAGCUUCUAAACUUUAUCUACUGUUAAUAUAUUUAGUAUCGUUAAAACAUAUAAUCGAGGAAUAGACUGUUGUUAAUCUCUGGCGGCCUAAAUAUUCAGUUCACAAUUAAAAUCACCAAUUGAAACCGUCAUCUCUUAAAAUAUUUUAAAAAUGAGAUGUAGGUAGUUGUAGUGCUUAUAAACAUGAGUAUUGUAUAUUUUUAUCGGUAUUGCCUAUAGGUACAAAUAGGUAAACACGUCUCUGCAAGUGUACCAUACACGACAACACAAAACUACCUAUCUAUAUAUAAUGUUAUCAGAAUAGCUAUUGUUAUUCAUACUUGUUUUUUCAGAUGUCAAACCUCUUUUUUAUAUCUAAACAUAAGGAUUAAAGCAACUAAUUCAUAAUAGUUUUACAUGUGUCUAUUUUGUACCUGUUCUAUAGCCAGGUGCUAAGUAUUAUGAUUUUAAAUUAUAAUCGUCUACAUUGACAAUAUCACAACUUGCAAAGCAAAAUGUAAUAUAAUUUAUACGAAUAUAUAUUAUAAUAUACCUAUAUAUAAUAAAAUAUCUAUUUAUCUAUACUAAUGAUUCUCGCAAAAUGCUGAGGAUUAGGUGAUAUUUUAGCUUUACAGCUUCUUAACUAACAUUUUAAAAUACGAUUGGUCUAUGAGACUUUAAUGAAAGUAACGUUUAAAUAAUUGCGUCCUUUAUCUUUUCCAUUGACCUAAUCCGAAAUUGAAAGUCAUCCUUAGCUUUUUUAACUAGUAAUUAAGAUCUUCCCUCGAAUUUGCUAUCCUGCUGAACCACUGCGAUUUCCUAAUGUUUCUCGCAACUACGGAUUCGACAUUAAAACGUAGGUAACGUAUCUUACAAAGUACAUAUCUGUUUAUAUAAAGUCAAAUUACUUACAUUCCUGUGUUAAUAGAUAGAAUCUAACCAAAUCCUGUAACUUAGUUUGUAAUAAAAUAAUUAGUACCUAUGACCUGUAAAGUAUUACUAGUUGAUGUUAAAGUUAAUUAUCGAUAUUACAUUUCAAAUGUAAAUUGUCUGCAUAUAACUCGACUUUUUUGAUUUAUUUUCUCACAACUUAUACGAAUAUUACUCAUUUUUUAAUAUUUUCUUAACAUAUAAUUUUUAUAUGUUUUAAAACACUUUCACAGUUUAAUAAUAAUGAAUUGCUCAGAUGAAUGUACGUACAGUAUAAAAUAAUAAUUCCCUUUAAUUUAUAGAGAAAUUAACAUAUUUUAAUACAUAUAUAUUUUAUUUUAAUAAAAAUACAAAAACAGUGUACCUUUGGAUGGAAGUCCAAUUUUAUUAGAAAACUACAUAUAACAAUGUUGUAUCUAAAUAAUGAAAAAAGGAGAAAAAAUAAAUGCCACUUCAAUACAA